Micromonas pusilla CCMP1545 is the source of this 978-nucleotide messenger RNA. RefSeq lists its product as uncharacterized. The transcript has a single exon. The record is from RefSeq and is a predicted model, not a curated record. Lineage: Eukaryota; Viridiplantae; Chlorophyta; Mamiellophyceae; Mamiellales; Mamiellaceae. Bases 1 to 978 code for a protein of 325 amino acids.
AUGGCCGCACGACGCGCGCUUCGCGCGCUCGCGAACGCGCCGCCCGCCGCGCAGCUCUGGCGCGGCGCGUCGUCGCCGUGCCUCGCUCGUCCUCCGCCGCUCUUCGCGAGUCGUCAUCGCGAGACGACGACGAGCGGCGACGCUCCGAGCGGCGGGCGGAGAUCUCGAGGCUUCGCCGCGGGCGCGUCGUCGUCGUCGUCGUCGUCGGACGACGCGCGCGAGCCCUCGCUCGCGUCCAUCCGCGACGCGAUCCUCGACGAGUCCGAUCCAAACUACCCGCUCGGGUCCUCGCCGUCGACGCGCGUGGACGAGUGGAAGCACCCGUCCGGGAACUUCUCGCUCUGGCUCCUUCGACGGUCGUCCGCGCCCGCGCGCCGCGAGCACGACGCGCGCGUCCCCGUCGGCGAGGGCGACGACGCCGACGUGCUCGCGUGCGUGCUCUCGCGAGGCGACGCCGCGCUCGAGCGCGGGCAGUACCACCCGGAGAUCGGCGCGAUCGGGAUGACGCCGUGCGCGGCCGCGGCGCUGCGCACGAUGCGCGCGGACGCGGAGUGCUUCCUCGCGCUGCCCGGCUUGUGCGCGUGGGUCCGAGCGAACGAACGCUGGACGGACGCCGACGGGCUAAGGAAGCCUCUGUUCGGCGGCCACUCAGUGGAGGAGUUGAGGGAGGCGAUGGAGGCGGCGAAGGCGAUCGCGUUGGGGGUGCCGAGGCCCGGGCACAGCGUGUUGGGGCGCGGCACGUUCGCCGCCGCGGAGCCGGCGUGGACGGCGAUGGCGUCGGAAUAUCUCGAGGAGGACGAGGUCGUCGGCGCGGAGCGCGCGGCGUUCGCCGCGGCGUUGAGGCAGGUGCACCCGACGCGGAAGCUCACGACGGAGGUGCGGCACAUGGCGAACGCGGACCCGGAGUAUUUGAAGGACGCGGGGGGGGCGAUGGUGGUGUUGAAGUCUUCGGAUGAUGGUGGUGGUUCACGGUGGUGA